Messenger RNA from Vigna unguiculata (cowpea), 3523 nucleotides. RefSeq names its product ubiquitin-specific protease 2 (gene UBP2). Gene Ontology annotation, cellular component: cytosol; nucleus. The record is from RefSeq and is a predicted model, not a curated record. NCBI's taxonomy places the organism in Eukaryota, Viridiplantae, Streptophyta, Magnoliopsida, Fabales, Fabaceae. Gene Ontology annotation, molecular function: cysteine-type deubiquitinase activity; zinc ion binding. Gene Ontology annotation, biological process: protein deubiquitination.
CUUUAUAGUAUUAUUUUUUGACGAUUCAUCGAUUCACAAUUCCGCUCUAUCACACCGACUUUAUCCUCCCCUAAUCUCGAUCUGAUGCUUCCAACUUCUGCCAUUAUUUUCUUCAUUUAUCAGUAGGGACCCAUCAAUGUAUCCCAAUUCGUUUCUCUAUGCAUCUCAGUAAAUUUUUUUAACUGAUAUCUGAAUCCGGCCUUAUCCCUCUGAUCUUCUAUUAAAUUCUUUAUGUCUUUUACAUACUCCAUGACCUAAACGUUUGCAUUACAUUAGUUUGCUGUCUUCGCGUAUUUAACACACUUGCAAUUCUCUAUUUUCGUCGUCCCCUUUUGUACUUUUUCCACCGGCUGUAUUUGCGUGUGAACAACGGUAACUGAUGGGGAAGAAAGUCAGAAAGAAGAGUCGAGGUUCUGCCAAGGAGAAAGGGGUUGCUACCCAUUUGCCAAAAAAGGUUAUUGAAUCUACCAACUCGACUGUCGAGUCUGUUGAUGAAGGCGUUUUGGUUGCAAAAGAGACAAAUUAUUGCCCUCAUCUCGUAAAAGGUGUUAAUUUAAGCAUAUUGUCCACCAAGAUUGAGUCUUGUGGAUCCAUAAGGUGUGAAGAUUGUAGGGAAGGUGCGGCUGAUAGAAGGGGUGGUAAAGGAAAAGGUAAACAUGGGAAGAAGAAAAGUGGUGCAUCACUGGAUUCAAAAUCUGAGUCAAAAUCAAUAUGGGUGUGUUUGGAGUGUGGUCAAUAUACUUGUGGUGGCGUGGGGCUGCCAAUAACCCCUCACUGCCAUGCGGUAGGGCACGCGAGGAAAAGCCGGCACCCCUUGGUUGUUCAUUUUGAUAAGCCUCAACUGUGUUGGUGUUUUCCUUGCAAAAUGCUUAUUCAAGAUGAUAAAAUUGAAAAAACUGAUGAAUCGAGUCAUCUUCUAUCUGAUGUUGUGAAAUUAUUGAGAGGACGAUCACAAGAAAAAUCUUCAGUGGAUAUUGAAGAUGUUUCCGCUGGGGAUUGCAGUAUUACUUCGGAAAUUAAGUCAAGAGCUCUGUUCACUAAUGAUUCGACUGUACAAGGUGGUUAUGUAGUUAGAGGUAUGCUAAAUCUGGGGAAUACUUGCUUCUUCAAUUCAGUCAUGCAAAAUCUGCUGGCCAUGAGCAGAUUGCGGGACAGCUUUCUAAAGUUAGAUGCUCCAGUUGGGCCACUUCUUAGUUCCUUGAAGAAGCUUUUCACUGAAACAAAUCCUGUAUCAGGAUUAAAAAAUGUUAUAAAUCCUAGAUCCUUUUUUGGCUGUGUCUGUUCCAAGUCUCCCCAAUUUCGAGGAUAUCAGCAACAUGACAGUCACGAAUUGCUCCGAUGUUUACUCGAUGGGUUAAGUACUGAAGAACUGGCUGGAAGAAAGCAGAAUGGUGCUCCAAAGAGAGAUGGGACCUCUUCCAAUACGUUAGUUGAUACUUUAUUUGGGGGUCAGAUAUCAAGUACUGUACGUUGCAUAGAAUGUGGGCAUUUCUCAACAGUGUAUGAACCUUUUUUAGAUCUUUCACUUUCUGUUCCAACUAAGAAGCCUCCUCUUCGGAAGGUCCAACCAGUACCUCGAACCAAAAAAGGUAAACUUCCACCAAAAAGAGGUGGAAAGACUCGAGUCAAAGUUAACAGGGAUACUGAUCCUUUACCUGUUCAAACUCUAUCAAACCAAUUAUCCAGCCACCAAUCACAAUGUCCUGAUCAGUCUGUCAUGUCAGCUGCCGGAGAUAUGGGGACUUGUUCUGGUGAUUCUACAGUAUUGGGUUCUGAACAAAGAAACAGCGUGGCUGAUAAAGAUUUGUCUUCACCAAAUUUGGUUAUCUCUGGAGAGCCUCAACAUAUGCAAGUGCUUGACAAUGGUGCAACGAGAACAUCAGAAGAUUUUUCAUGGUUGGAUUAUGUGGAAGCUGGAUCAAUGAUAGAUGAGUGUGAUUUUAUUUCCCAAAAGGGGGAUGCUCCAGAGGUACAGGAUACUGAGCGCAAAGAUGAUUGUUUAAAUGAAUUCCACGGACAGGCCAGCAGUGAAUCCAGUGGUCCUGUUUGUUUUCCUACGGAUGAUCAGAACUUAGGACCCGAAUUUUCUUCAGCAAAUGGAUGGGAAGAUGAGGUUCCAUUACAAGUUCAAGAUUCAGAAGUGCUGUUACUUCCAUACAAAGAAGAAAGUUCCUCGGCUGCUGAGAUCACAGGAGGAAAUGGCGAGGCCUCCUCAUCUGUUUUGGGUGGUCGUCCAGAAGAAUUGGAGAUUGAUGGCUUUGGUGACUUAUUCAACGAGCCUGAAGUUGUUGCUGGUCCUGCUCCCAGACCAUCUUCUUGUAGUGAGGUCGUGGAAGCUAGUUUUAUCGUUGGAAGUAACAGUGAGUCUGAUCCUGAUGAAGUAGAUGACACAGAUUCCCCUGUCUCUGUAGAGAGUUGCUUGGCACAUUUUAUAAAACCUGAGCUUCUCUCAGACGAAAAUGCCUGGCAUUGUGAGAACUGUUCAAAAGUUCUCCAUCUUCAAAAGAUGGAAGAAGAAAAGCAGGCAAGAGCUGUAUGUGAUGGAAACGAGUCUGGAAUUCAUGAUGAACCAUGGCAUGCAGUUACUUCUUCUUCUGUUGAUGUCAGAACUAAUGGAAAUGGGAGCAUAGAAAAUGAUCAAAACAUAGAAAGUUCGGUCUCACGGGAGAAACAUCACACAAAGCUUGAAAAUGGUCAAAGGGAUGAGCUUUGUUUAAUCCUUAAUGAAAGGAAUGGUGGGUCACUUGAAAAAGAAGAUAUUCCUAACGAUGAGAUGCAGUCUUCGAGGUUUCAUAAUGCUUGCAAUGAAGAAAGCUCCAGUCAUUUAGCUGCCGAUUCUUGUACUGCAGAAAUUGUCCGAAGAGAUUCUCCGAUGAUAGAUAAUGAUAACAAUGACUUGGAGGAUGCUGACUCCAAAAGAGUGAAAGUGAAAAGGGAUGCAACCAAGAGGGUCCUCAUAUAUAAAGCUCCGCCUGUCUUGACCAUUCAUUUAAAGAGAUUCAGCCAAGAUGCUCGUGGUCGCUUAAGUAAAUUAAACGGCCAUGUCAAUUUCAGAGAAAAAAUGGAUAUUAGACCAUAUAUUGAUCCCAGCAGGUGCACAAUUGAAGAGAAGUAUGAAUACCACUUGGUUGGUUUAGUGGAGCAUUCGGGAACUAUGAGAGGGGGUCACUAUGUUGCCUAUGUGAGAGGAGGGCACAGGAACAGUGGGAAAGAGAAUGAGGGUUUCACAUGGUAUCAGGCAAGUGAUGCAUAUGUGCGUGAAGUUUCCCUUGAUGAAGUUCUUCGCUGUGAGGCAUACAUUUUAUUCUACGAAAAAGUUUGAGUGAAACGCAUCUAUUUUUUAAGAAUUUACAUUCUAGAUAGAUAUAGAGGUUUACUAAAGUUAGGAGGAAGGGAGAUAAAUCUUUGCAGGUGAGUGUAAAAGAAAUUAGAGGAUAUUGUAUACCAUUUUUUAGACAUGUGAUGAGAUGUUGAAUGUACAAUGCGAUGUCAUACAAUCAAAAUUCAAAAACUUUCUUUUCAA